UGCACCCUGUUGAAGAGCCUCGUGUGCGAGUCAUCAACCACAUCCUCACAGGUAAACAAUGGCAGACAUAACGAACGUUUUAAAUGCAAUUUGGCCCAUACUGGGCCUAUUUAAUUUACUCAUCCCUCACACUGUGACUGCCGACUACUGCGAGUUCGACCUGUGCGAUAUCGGUCAGUACUGCUGCGGUGACAAUAAGUGCUGCACCAAGACUUUAGAAAUAUGGUUCUUCUGGGCCGGAAUUUUGCUAGUCAUAUUCGCCUUGGCGGUGGCGGCCGGCGUACGAUACACGAGGAACCGUCACGCCACCUACGUUCUCGUCGCCACGCAUCCCGUCGACGACGUUGAAAUUAAUCGCCAUUCGUUUAAGUGAAUGCCGGCUUCUGUUUUUAGAUCGGAUUUUAAAUCUUUUUUAGCUUACAGUUUUUAAUAGCCUUAAAAUAUUAUAGAGAUCUCGACUUGAAUUCUUAUAGGCGUAUACCUACAUAUAGUGACUUAACGGUAAUUGAGAUAUUGUAUAAAUAACGGUAAGUAUUACUGACUAAUUGUAAUUUAAUUUUAUAUAACUGUGAUAAUUGUUUGUAGCAUUGUAGUAUUUAUUUACAAUACCUAUAUUUUGAGAUUAUUAUAUUAUUCCUCUCUGAUA
Messenger RNA from Photinus pyralis (common eastern firefly), 646 nucleotides. RefSeq lists its product as uncharacterized. The transcript is spliced from 3 exons. Bases 59 to 373 code for a protein of 104 amino acids. Lineage: Eukaryota; Metazoa; Arthropoda; Insecta; Coleoptera; Lampyridae. The record is from RefSeq and is a predicted model, not a curated record.